CCCAGGUUCUUCCCAGGGGCUGCUGCUUGGGUGGUCGGCAGCUUCCCACUCCUGACUUCCUUCCCUAGCCGAGGCCAGGGGAGAGCAGAGCAGGGAGUUGUAAGAGGGACAGGUUGGGGGGGCAUGAAAGUGUCCCAGAAGUGGGGACCAGGGCUGGGAGUGCCGCAGGGCCUCCUCCCCUCGGCUCCGGUGGGAGCCCAGGGGCCAUCCCAGCCUGGGAACCAGACCUCCUUUCCUCACACUCAGCCCAGUCCAGCCCACAGGCGGAGAGGAAGAGGAGGAGGGGCAGAGAGGGAGUGUGCAGACUGCUGGCAGCAGGGAACCCAAGGCCCAGGGCUGUGGGCAGGGGUUCCCUCCCGCUGGGGGGCACUGCUCCACUUCAGGGGCCCGCCCCUGUAAUCUGACACUUGGAUCUCCUGGACGACCAACAACAAAAAAGCUGAGGCCGAGACAGCAGCUGGCUGUCAGCAGCUCGCUGCUAACACUGAGAGGCGCCAGGGAGCGGCCGCAGGUCAGGAAAGAGGCGAGGUUCUCCCAGGAGGAAGGGAGGAAGGGUGGCAGCCAGGAGGGCUCGCUCUGGGCUCCCCAGCUCUAGCCACCCCAACCCAAACACCUGAGCCCCCAGGAAACCAUCAUGUUCUCUGCGAGUCUGCCUGCUGCCCCACCCACACACUUCCUAGAAGAGCUCCCCCUCCACCUUGCAAGCCAUACACAUCCUGGGAAGGAAGGAUACAAGUGAAAGUCCCCCAAGGUGUCUGGGCACCCCGCGGCAGCACAGUCCGGCAGGAGCCCCAGCUGGAACCCACUGGAACCAGCCCAGCAUGGCGGCCUCCAACUUCGCGCAGGAGAUGCAUGCGGUAGGCGAGAGGCUGCUGUUUAAGCUACAGAGGCUGCCGCAGGCGGAGCCCGUGGAGAUCGUGGCCUUCUCGGCCAUCAUCCUGUUCAUAGCUGCCAUUCUGGUGCUGCUGAUGAUCACCUGUAGCUGCUACUGCUGCGGCGGCUGCUGCCCGGGGCCCCGGGGCAGGAAGAGCCAGGUGCAGCCCAUGGCCCCCCGCUGAGGACAGAGGACCCAGGAGAAGCUGGAGAGGAGCCACCCAGAGUCAGCCCGGCCCUCUGCGAGGAAUGGGAUGUUGCACCCCAGCCCCGCCCCUGUCAGUGGCCACUGGGCGCCGAGGAGGAGCGACCCAGAGGGCAGAAUGCCUACGCCUGGGUGGGCUGGCCCGCCUGCCCACUUGCCAACCCACCUGCCCGCCAACCCGCGGCGAAGAGGAGCAGCAGGAGCGCAGGGCUGGGCGCAGCAGCCGGGGCCCGCGGGGCCUGCCGGGAGGCUCUCAGGCUUCUCCACGGUAUCUGCCUGUUUCUUUCCCAGUAAAAGCU
Molecule: messenger RNA, 1377 nt
Organism: Condylura cristata (star-nosed mole)
Lineage: Eukaryota; Metazoa; Chordata; Mammalia; Eulipotyphla; Talpidae
Gene: SMIM5
Product: small integral membrane protein 5
Exons: 4
Coding region: 822-1058 (78 amino acids)
Source: RefSeq, a predicted model, not a curated record